Opisthorchis viverrini is the source of this 2296-nucleotide messenger RNA. RefSeq lists its product as hypothetical. The transcript has 2 exons. The record is from RefSeq and is a predicted model, not a curated record. Bases 1 to 2157 code for a protein of 718 amino acids. NCBI's taxonomy places the organism in Eukaryota, Metazoa, Platyhelminthes, Trematoda, Opisthorchiida, Opisthorchiidae.
AUGAGUUGUACCACCAGCUUGGCCAAAUGUGAUACCCAUGUGACAAGUAUGUCCCGCAACAUGACGAAUGAUCGCUCAAAAUGGACUAAAGUUCCCACUAUAUCGGUCGUGCAAACGGUUUCAGAGCGGAAUUCGAGCGAGUCAGGUGAAUCAGCUGAGGACAGUUCUGUUGAUGAUGAAGAAACGUCAAAACCCCGAAUUUUGUGGAAAGCAUUCAUUCAGAAUCCAGUUAGGCUAUCGGAGAACGACGCAUGGCCAAUAACACGACCUGAACACUUUGGACUAAUGGCCCCUGAACGCAGGGUUAUCCGGGAUAUGAACAAAACAGUCGGUGAAUAUGAAGCUAUUCUUCCUGUAUUGGGCAACUUUUCAGACCGUCGAUUCAGAACAACGUCCGUAGUCUCACGGAGCACAUUGGGAGGUCGGACGGCAUUUCAUUCAAGUGUUCGAAGCCGCAGACAAAUGCGCUUUUUAAAAACUAUUCCAACCGGGACAUUGCAAUUCCCGCCACUAAUACGAUCACAGCAUUUCGAACAAUUCUUGACGUUUAGCACAGGUAUGCCGUACAGAAUAAGCUUCGACACAGAAGGAAUAGAAAAUGCCGACGCAAUAAUGCUCAACCACAGAGAAACAACUACCGAGUCUCUUCAAUGCCCUAUGGAAAGUUAUCCGAAGGAUUUCACCCAUUAUAAUUCCAAUAAUGAAUUGGAGGGUUCUCCAGAGAAUAGCAUUUACCGACCAAUAUCUAUUUUUGGUCAGUCGAUCUCAAAGAUUCGACGGGACUUUCCCAUACAACCUCAAGCUCCAACAGUCCAUCGUGCCUUGGCUGCCCUCAAAUCGUUACGUUUGAUGCGAAUGCAAAGUGGAGGAUCUAGUAUGCCUGAUAAUGUGCUGCUCAACUUGCAGGCUGCAGAACAAGAAGAACUUAAUACCAAACAAUACCAUAGACACAGCCGUCCAACAACCACCUCACUGAAGCUUUUAAGAGGUCGAAAUAAGCGUGCAAAUUUUCCAGAGGUUCUAGUCCCCUCAGUAAUAGAUUUGGAUGAUAUGUACCAGGGUCCAGAUAUUUUGGACGCGAAGAUUAAAGAACAUGACCUGCAGCUUCCGAUACACCCGGAAAGUGCUAAGGAUCUUAGACAGUUGUACAACAUAACCAUCCUAAAAGAUUCGAUCCUAAGGGAUCUCCUAAAAAGUUCCAGGAUCGAUGCAUUACCGAAAUCUCUACGUCAUCUGGUUCGAAUGGGCACGUUAUAUAAACACACCGGAUGUCCAGAGAAGGGAACUGGAGAACUAGAAGCCAUAGCGAAGAAAACGCAGUAUUGCCCAGUCAGGCACGCGGAAGCAGACACGGCCAUUGGUGAUUUAGAGAACCUGUGGAUUGAGGCGAAAGUUUUUACGACAGCCCUCUUCAACAACUGGAUAGUUCAGAUGCAACCGAAUACGUCCUUUGGCAAAUACAGCCAGACUGCAAUGGACACGCGUAUUCGUAGCGUGACAAAAACAAUCCGAGCUCACAACUCUCUCGCGACCUCCAAAUCCCGCAGUGAACUGUGCAUUUUGCUAGCCACUUGUGCCUCGUUUCCCCAAUAUAUACCUGUGCUUAUGAAUCGAAUCAAUGACUGGCUGGAAGUUUUAUUGAAUUGUCUUUUCAGUUGCGAACGCACAGUCCGAGAAGAGACUUGCUACAUCCUAGCUUAUUUGUUCACUGAACGUAACCUAGUUGAUGCCAUACGAUACCACCCAAUGAUUGACAUAGGGUAUGACGUUGCAGUAACCGUGCUUCACGCAAUCGAAGUGUCUAGUUCAAGCUUUUUACAUUUCUUCUGUUUGCUUGCUCUGAUGAUUGAGGGUUGUCCGAUGUACAGUAUACUGCAUGCUGUAAUGGAUAUAAGUCCGUCUUCACCCAACACAUUAUUGAACCACUUAUGGCCACGUCUUCUCUACUACGCAUUAAAGUACUGGCAUAAAAACAUGUUCUCUCGUGAUCGCCUACUACUGAAGUCGAUUAACGAGAGUAUCGAGCGUGCAUACGUUCGUGGAAUCUCGCGGAAACAGGCCAAAUUGGCUCAGAUCCAGUUAAGCCGACGCUUCCGGCUGGUCACCAAGCCAACGACAAUUUGGCUGGACGAGUGGAAGAAGUUCAAUGUGAAAUAAAAUUCGUCCAUCAUGGAAAGGAAACUAUUAAAUUCCUUCCGCUUGUGUUUUUUCUGGGUUUCGGAGUUCUACCUCCCUCAUUUUCGUUGGUUUCAUAUCACGCCUUGAUUUCACCUAGUGUUCAUGGCAAGAAGAAAAC